Molecule: messenger RNA, 426 nt
Organism: Aspergillus vadensis CBS 113365
Lineage: Eukaryota; Fungi; Ascomycota; Eurotiomycetes; Eurotiales; Aspergillaceae
Exons: 1
Coding region: 1-426 (141 amino acids)
Source: RefSeq, a predicted model, not a curated record
AUGCCCUCGUUGGGCUUCGAGAUUCAGCUGGUAAAAUCAGGCACCAACCUGACAGGCUCCGCGGUGCCCGUAUUCUUGGGGUCCAUUGAUCUAGAUAUGGUAUAUUUCCUUCACGGUGCUGGCGAUAUCCGCCACAUGCUUCUGAUGGGUUGGGGUGGCGAGAAUGUGCGCCGCGUUAUGGAAAACAAUCCAACCAUUCAGCGUGCAAUCUCACGGUCGGAAAGGAAAAUUCUCUCACUGGGCGUCGUACAUGACGAUUUUCGGCUUGAAAAUAUUCUCUGGAAUGAGGAGCUACAGCGAGCGCUGAUCAUAAACUUUCACCGCUGUCACCUAAACAACCGACUGAUACGUCCCAAGUCCCGGUCCGAAAAAAGAAUAUCGAAUGGCGCCGAGGACCAGAUCAGCAAACGGGCGCGUCCUAUAUAG